GGCCAGGUCUUGCAGCUGAACGAGACGGCUCAGGUGGUUCAGGGGGUGGAGCUCCGGAAGGAUCGGACCGGAGUCACCGCCAGGAUGCCAUCUUCCAAUGUAACCAUCUACUUUGAUGGCACCACCGCUCAUGUUGCAGGAACUCCCACAGGUGUGGCGGGUCUGUGCGGCGAUCCCAGUGAUCCCAGUCAAACCAUCACCCUGAGCGAGGCCAAGUCAGCGACCUACAGCGAGCUCGGAUGUGAGGUUCAGCCGGCAGACCACGUGAACAAGACGAUGGACUGCAACAGCACAGCGGAGCACUGUAAGGUCGUUGAGCACUCGGCCUUCGCCUCCUGCCGGCCCCACGCCGACCCACAACCCUACCUAAGUGCCUGCACAGACACUUUGUGCAACUACCCGGUGGCGGACGGGCUGAGGUGCCAGUUCCUCAAGGCGUACGCCACGACUUGCAACCUCCGGACAGGAAACAAGCUCCAAUGGAGAGAGACAGUCGGCUGCACUGUGGAUGUCUCCGCCUCCUGCCUGGAUCAGUACUGCAGCCCACACGAGUUUUGCGGGGAAAGGAAUGGCGAUAUCAGCUGCAUUUGCCGAGCUAACUUCGCCUACAAGCACAGAUCAGAAAACACUUUAGGUGACCCGGCGGUGUGCACCCAGAGCUCCGCCUCCUUGUCUCUGGCUAUCUGCCUGCUGGAGGACAAAGGACUCGACCACACCUCCCUGCACCUGAUGGACCAGAGGUGCCGAGGCCGUGUGAACAGCCAGAGCCACAUGGUGACCUUUGGCUUCUCACUCAAUAGCACCUGCGGGACACAAGCCACGAUGAAUGGCAGUCAAGUCCUCUACACGAACACCGUCAUGACAAGCAACAGGUCUCAGAGCGUCAUCUUCCGCCACAACGCAGCGGCCAUCAACUUCUCCUGCUCCUUCCUGAAGCCAUCGAGCAGGACUUUGGCCUUCAAGGUCAAACAGAGCUCCAUCGUGCAGCGCAUUGUGACCGGGAUCUGGAACUACACUCUGAGAAUGAACGCCUACAUAGACGGCAGCCACACCACCCUGGUGGAGCCCACCUCAGUGGUGGAGCUGAACCAGAGGAUCUGGAUGGAGCUGUCCACCGAGGGGCUGGACGACCAGUCCAUGGCCGUGGUGAUCAACUCCUGCUGGGCCACCAACCAGCCGUUGGGCAACGACACCAUGAGAUACGACCUCAUCAUCAAUGGAUGCCCCAAUCCUCAAGACGGGACAGUGAGGAUGGACAGCAACGGAGCGGGAACGUCCAACUACUUCUCCUUCAACAUGUUCGAGUUUGCCGGCAACAGUGGGGAAAACGAGGAGAUCUACCUGCACUGCAAACUGGAGAUGUGCCUCAAACAAGGAGGCUCCUGCCUCCAGAACUGCAGAGGCAGCAGGAGGCGCAGAUCGCUGUUUGGAAGGACCAAUCCAGCUUUCAUCUCCAUGAUCUGGAAACGCUAAGAGAUAAAGAUGCUGAAGUCUUCUAAAUGAGCGACUGUCUGCACAUCUUAUUUUAUUUUUAGGUUUUUAAUAAAGAACUAGAAGAAACUUUGAAGUAAAAUAGAAGCACGACCUAAACACUGAAGAGGGGAAUUCAAAGGGUCUGUUCUUAUUGCACUACUGCCUAAUGAUUACUUUAGGUUUUUUUUGUUUUGUUUUUUUCAAAAUAAAAUGUAAAAAAAGUGCUUAACCAGUGAAAAAAAAUGUUUAUACACAUUUUUUUUGACUGGUUAAGCACUUUUUUUACAUUUCUUUGGUGAGAAAUUCAAACUAAUGGAGUUCUACAGUGAAAUGUGCUGUCAUCUGUCUGUUAUCCUGACUAAAUAAAACAAUGGUUACUUAAUUUAUUAAUACUUUGUGUUUGGUUUUCUACAUUUUUUUUACGUUUUUUUGCCAUUUCUGAUUCUUUUAUUGUGAAAAAGAAGUCAAUUGCUGCAGUUGGAUUCACAUUUUAGGCACACAAUGGAUAUUACAUCCUAAACAGGUUAGGUAAAAUAGUAAUUCGUUCAAGAAAAAAAUAAAACGGGGAUAUUUUUUAUUUAAAAAAAAACUUUGUCCAAAAAGAACGUUGAAAAAUAAUAAGGCUGAAGAUAAAAUUGGACAAAUGUUGGUUUAUUAAUAAGUGAUUUUUGUCACAUAGCAAAAUGUGGCCAGGUUUUUUAAUAUUUUAAAGCUCAAUUGGGAGUAAAACUUUUAUUUUUUACAGUACACAAAUACUAAAAUGAAUUUCAAAUGUUUACUCCUCUGGAUUUCUGAUAUUUCUUGUUAAAGACAUGAAACAAAAAAAAGCUUUCACACUAAAUGUUCACACUUUAUAUUGUUAUUUUUUAACGAGUUGAAAAGGAAUUUACCGGGAGUAUCGGAACUUAUCGAUGUGCUUGCCAAUCACAUCAGUGGUUUUUAAUGACGUAGAAAUUACACAGAGCAUAAAUUUCAUUCUAUAUUUAACAUUAAGGGUUUAAAAAGGUUUUUAGAUUUUUAAUUUUUGGUUUAAAAAAAUAAACAGUACUAGUUAUGAGACAUAAUUACGAUACUCCUUGUAAAAAAUCUUUGUAGAUGUAGGAUAUUAGUUUUAGAUAUUUUUCACAUAGUUUUGACCUUAUCUUUGCUUUGUUUUUGGAUUUAUACGUUUUAUAUCACCUCUACGUGUUUGAUCUUUGUUGUAAAGCAUUACAAACGAUACAUUUUUGUGAUUUUUGCCAUGGGGAAAAAAAAACGACAAACUAAAAAUUCAAUAACUGAAUAACCCUAAAAAAACAAACUGGUUUGUACAUGAAUAAAUAAAUAUAAUAAAUACAGUUUUAAAGAUAAGUUAAGAGAACAAAUAUAUACAUAUAUAUAUAUCAAGGUCCCAGUACCAAAGAUCGCACAGGCAAGGAAGCCCAACAAUUUCAGACCUGUGGCUGUGACGUCACACCUAUUGAAGUCCCUAGAGAGGCUAAUCCUGAAUCACCUCCAGCCCCUAGUGAGCCCAGUGCUUGACCCCUCUCUCGAUGUGUAGAGACAACACUAUACACAUCUGACUUCCACCAUGACUCAAACAGCUGCCGUAUCCAGAAGUUCUCCGAUGACACAGCCAUCGUUGGAUGCGUGUCAGAAGGAAACCAUCUGGAAUACAAGAAGGUGAUCAAAGACUUUGUGGACAGGUGUGAAUUCAAUCACCUUCACAUCAAUGCCACCAAAACAAAGGAGAUAGUGGUUGACUUCCGCAAAAAGGCUUCUCAGUCUCCUCCAGUGGUCAUUCAGGGACUGCACAUCAAGAGGGUGGAUGUGUACAAGUACCUGGGUGUUCACAUCAACAAUAAACUGGACUGGUCAGACAACACAAGGGUCCUGCACAAGAGUCAGAGUUGCCUCCACCUUCUGAGGAGACUGAGGUCCUUUGGUGUGUGUAGGCUACCACUCAAGACCUUCGAUGAAACUGUUGUUGCAUCAGCAACUUUCUAUGCUGUGGUCUGCUGGUGUGGAGGAAUUACUGACAGGGACAAAAAUAAGCUGGACAAGCUGGUGAAGAGAGCUAGUUCUGUCCUGGGCUGUCCCCUGGACUCAGUGGACUCUGUAGGUGAGAGGAGGAUGCUGACCAAGCUGUCCAGCAUCCGGAACAACCCCUC
Oryzias latipes (Japanese medaka) is the source of this 3623-nucleotide messenger RNA. RefSeq names its product alpha-tectorin-like. Lineage: Eukaryota; Metazoa; Chordata; Actinopteri; Beloniformes; Adrianichthyidae. The record is from RefSeq and is a predicted model, not a curated record.